Messenger RNA from Lagopus leucura (white-tailed ptarmigan), 1425 nucleotides. RefSeq names its product mitochondrial ribosome recycling factor (gene MRRF). The coding region runs from base 79 to 858 and encodes 259 amino acids. The transcript has 7 exons. Gene Ontology annotation, molecular function: ribosomal large subunit binding. Gene Ontology annotation, cellular component: mitochondrion. NCBI's taxonomy places the organism in Eukaryota, Metazoa, Chordata, Aves, Galliformes, Phasianidae. Gene Ontology annotation, biological process: translation. The record is from RefSeq and is a predicted model, not a curated record.
UUGCCACUCCCGGACCCCGGCUCGGCCCGGCUCCGCUCCGUUCGGGCCACGCUGUGUCGCUUUGCACCGCGGUAACCAAUGGCUAUGGCAUUACGAUGCUUUAGGCAUCUGCACUCCCUGCUUCAUUGCUCUUCACUUGCAGUGGUGAGGCGGCUGCCGCAGCCCCCAGCACGCUGCACAGCUCUGCUCCUGGAUGGCUGCAGGCAAUGUGUCCACCCGUUGCUGCUGGCCAGGCCGCUGGCCACCAAAAAAGCUAAAGGUAAAGGGCAGACACAAGCCAAAGUGAACAUCAGUGCUGCCUUGGUUGAGGAUAUUAUCAAUUUGGAGGAAACCAACACAGACAUGCAGGCAGUGGUAGAAGCUCUGAAAGAAGAUUUCAACAGAAAUCUCAAUGUCAGAACCUCACAAGGGGCCCUUGACCACAUCACUGUCACGACAAAAGAUGGGAAGUUUCCACUGAACCAGCUGGGGCAGAUCUCACAGAAGUCUCCUCAGCUCAUUGUAGUGAACAUGACCAAUUUUCCAGAGAGCACAGCUGCAGCUAUGAAGGCUAUAAGGGAGAGCGGAAUGAACCUGAACCCAGAAGUGGAUGGGACACUAAUUCGGGUGCCAGUUCCUAAAGUAACCAGAGAACACAGGGAGAACCUGGCCAAGCUCGCCAAGCAGUCCACCAACAAAUCCAAAGAAGCCUUGAGAAAGGUGCGAAGUAAAAGCAUCAACCAGGUGAAGAAGUUCAAGAGCAAAGUGUCUGAGGACACCAUCUGGCUGCUAGAAAAGCAGAUCCAGCAAAUGGCAGACAGUGCUGCAGCAGAGAUGGACAAGCUGCUGGCAGCGAAGACCAAGGAGCUGCUUGGAUAAACACCACGUGUGGACACACUCCCCUUCCAGCAAGAACGGACUGCUCUGUAUCCACUGCCAUCCCAGCCUGCAGCCAGGCAGCUUCAGGUGAUGGGCAGGGGUGGCUCUCCCCCAGACCUGGGCACUGGAACCCCCUGGCUGCUGAGAUUUCUGAUCCUGGAUUGUAUGGGAGGGGGGAAGUCUCUGCUGUUCUUCAUUCAAGUGUCAACAGAACUGGGUGAAGUAAGAUUAAAAAUAAAACAUUAAGGACAAUUGGAGGCUACUGAAAGGAUUCCCACAGCAUAAGCUGUGAUCUAGGAGGUAACACUGCCCUCUGCUUCAGGUAGCAGUUCAGCAAGAGUUGAAGCUCAAGCCUCCAGAUGCAUGACCACCUCACCAGUCCAUUUCCUUCGUGUCUGAGCCUCAACAGGCUGCAGGCCCAUUGUGCAGCCCAGCUCUGUUGUUUCUACCAGUUCUCAACCUAUACUGAUAGAAGAAAGCACAACAUGGAGGGAAAAUCCAGCAGUGUUCUUGUGUGAUCCUUAUCAUUUAUUCUUGCUCAAAAUAAAGUCCAAAUCAGCCUGGGAA